AUGGAAGCUGUUGGCGCGGCCGGGGCUAUCGUCGGCCUUGCCGGCAACGCGCUUACAGGCUUGAAGAGUCUGGGAGAAUUUAUCUCCGUACUUCAAGAAGGCAAGAUUGACCUCGAUACGAUGCAGCAAAGGCUCAUAGAGCAUGAAUUCCGACUUUCAGAGCUGAGGGAAGAGUACGAUUCAUGGCCCAAUGGGUCUAUGACUGCUGCAGAAAAAGACCUUUUUGAUGAAUGCAUCAAGGAAAGUCAUGAGGAGGUGAAACGCUACAAGAAGCUCCUGGAAAAAGCAGCCAGGACGCGAACCCGAGGCAAGAACUUUCAGAAGGUGGAAACUGCUGUUCGAAUAUACCUCCACGAAGAAGAUUUCAAAAAGCACAGAUCCCUGCUUCAAGACCGGACAUUGCGUCUACAAGAGUUUAGCAAGAAAACAAACAGAGUCCGCUUUCAUGAGUCUUUUCAAUCCAUUAUGUCUUCCGCUGCCCAUUACCACGCAGAAGACAUGACAGCACACACCCGAACCGUGGAUGCUCUCCAGACAGUCUCUACUACUAUCGAAAAGAACCUACAACAAUCUUUGAGUACAUCUUCAGCUUUGGAAGCGCAUGUGACUACCAUUUUAGGUCACCAUAACGAAGAAACCCAGACACUGAUACAAUCGUCGCAUCACUCCACAGUGCACGAGUUGAAUGAAAGUUUAAAGCAAAGCAUUCUGCCAAUGAUUCAGAGCCUCUUCGAUGCGGCCCAAGGUAGUGAUAAAAGCCUCCUUCGUCGGAAUGAACGAGGAUCGGCGCCGCGCAGAACGCAGAACAUGCAUCAUGCUGCGAAUGAUGAUGGCGUCAACAAUAAAUCAUUGGCAUAUAUGCAGCCUAAUUCGCGACGUGUCUAUAGGACUCCACUCGGUCGGCUGCACGUUGGCUAUACUCAAAAGAACUCCGGCGGUGACAGCCUGGAUAGAGGCCAGAUUAAGGCUGCAUAUUGGGUCAGGUUUGAUCCUUACGGAAAUUUCUCACAAAGUUUUGUUGAAUGGAAAAUGUUCCUCAACACGGGGCCCAGUGGACCGCCAACAACUAUCUGGUGCAAUAUCGGAACGCUUUGUGAGGACAGUGAGGUUAUUGACGCGCUGGGUCUCAUCCCUGAAAAGUAUGGAUGCUCUCACAAGACAACCGGCAACGACAGAAGUGCGGUGAAACAUACGCGCGCCUGUGUAUUCUACGAAUGGCGGACGAAGUUUCCCGAUCACCGCAAGUUGAGGCGCUUACUAGAAGAGCGCCGCUUCAGUCCUGCCGACUACUUGUGUGAUAGGAACGGGACGAUGAGGAGAAUAUUGACAGUAUUUGUCUCCGGUCAUCAGUUUUGCGAGAAGCCGGGCCAUACGGUUGAAAUCUAUGGUCCUGUUUAUCGGCGGGCAAUUUGCUUCUGUGAUGCUCACCGCUUGAUCUUGGAUGGUCAUUUAGAGCGUCCUGAUCGUCAAACCAUUGAUUUGAUAACUCGCAAGUCCAAUGGGGAAUUUCAAUAUUUGUCUCACUUUUAUCCGGAAUACUACGAAACGUUGAAAUUUCUGCUCGAAACUGGAUGCACGCCUGAAGAUGAUUGGAGCGACCUGAUGCAGAAAAUCGCCGAUGACACUUGUCAUGUCAUGGAAUCUCACGCUAGGUACGCGUGCACAGAUUAUUUUCAGUUGAAUUCAGCAACGAAGCUGGUAAGAACUGCUGUAGCAGGGUCCAUUGCUACAGAAUGCUUCUUACCUACGGAGUAUGCUUUCACUCCGGACCUAUGCAACCGGGCUGGAGAGGUCGUGGGGUCGCAUCGCUUCGCAUCUGUUAAGACUCAUAUUGGCAACCUUUUGCCCUACAAGAACAGUUUCCAGGAGUUGGAGGACGUUUUGUUCGAUAACGGAGGCUUAGCUGCUCUUCAUGACCAUGACAAAGCUCCGUAUGAACGGUGGCUCUUGGUUCUCAUGAGCUACAUUGAGCCAAGACUCAAAGCGCUGGUGGCAUCCGCCACCGGUAGCGGCGGAAAGAAUAGUGUUUCGGACAUCAGUAUUGAGGGAACUUGCGAAGAGAUCAACAAGUCAGACCAUUGGAAAAAACGCCUGGUCAUCGACUACGUUGUCUACCAUGGAAACCUCCCCCUGGUGCAGCUUUUGUUACAAAAGGGGUUUGAUGCCUCUCUCGUGGUCGAUUCUGCGGCGCGGAAGGGAAACCCCGAGAUCUUUGACUUUGUUCUGGAAUUCUGUCUGAAGAAAGAACGGUCCUUGUCAUCGAUAGGUUUUAUACAUCAUCAUCGAACUUGGCUCCGGAUUCUUAAGGAUCCUGCAUUCAAGACUCGGCUUCUGGACGUACUGGUUCUCCAAAAUCGACACGAAUCUCAGGAGGCUCAGAUCUUCGACCGGGUUCUGAUUAAUUCCAAUGAUAAUCCGUUCCUGGGAGACGAGAUGACCCUAUGCGAAUUGAUGUUGACAGUCUCGGCUCAGCUACCCGAUUAUAUCAAAGAAGUAGUUAGUGGUUGCAUCUUCCGCUAUGAACAAGCGCAGUAUCGCUUCCCGGGCGGUUUACGGCUUUAUCUUCUUGAUGGACUAUGCGCUCAGCAUUAUUUUGAGCAAUUCUUCAACCUAUUUGACAAGGCCACAUGUCAUACUCCAUGUGAGGAUCUAGGAAGAUCCACUCGUUUCUUCCACCAGAUUCUACAACAAAUUGUAUCCACAUCCGUUUUCAGAUGCGGUCUCGAGCAUGUUCCCGAUAUUGAGUUAUAUUCCGAGACUCCAGAAACCGAAGGCUACACACCAUUAAUGUUGGCUCUACAUGGCGGUAUGAUACCAGCCGUCAGGAUUCUCAUUGAUGCUGGCGCGGACCUAACGAGCUACAGUCGUUGUGGUCUAUCGGCUCUACAACUUGCUGAGCAGAAUGCCCAGAGCAAACAUCCACGGAUAUUCAGGAACGGCCGUAACAUUCACGCCCGGAUUUCACGGCCGGGUUAUUCGGUUGGAUUUCAGCAAGUAUCCGCGGUUGCAGAUCAUGAGAUGCUUGAAAUGCUGCAUGACACUCUCCGUCGCCGGGGUGAGGAGGUAUCCGAACCUUACCUUCACCACUCGGCUUUCGUGAAGACAUCGCCGCUUUGGAUCUUCAAACCGGUUCAAAGAGGAGUAGAACGCAUCGAGCCUUUUCUGUACUGGUUGUUUAGCCCUACUGUGCGCAUCAAUAUGGAAGAGCUCCGCGAGCACCUCACCUAUCUGGCGGUAGUCUUGGUCUUUGGACUUCUAUCCAUCGUAAAGCUUUUUCAACUAAAUAUUGAAGGGUUUACGGCGGGGACUAUGAAACUGAUUUCUCGGCCUAUUGUCAUAAUUCCUCUCGCAGCGUGGGCUGUGCAGUUGAUAUGGCGAGGGUGGCGGCAGGAUGUAACUGAGCCCGAAUGGAGUUGA
Messenger RNA from Pestalotiopsis fici W106-1, 3417 nucleotides. RefSeq lists its product as uncharacterized. NCBI's taxonomy places the organism in Eukaryota, Fungi, Ascomycota, Sordariomycetes, Amphisphaeriales, Sporocadaceae. Bases 1 to 3417 code for a protein of 1138 amino acids. The record is from RefSeq and is a predicted model, not a curated record. The transcript has 6 exons. Gene Ontology annotation, molecular function: protein binding.